Messenger RNA from Mugil cephalus (flathead mullet), 8946 nucleotides. RefSeq names its product ras/Rap GTPase-activating protein SynGAP-like. Lineage: Eukaryota; Metazoa; Chordata; Actinopteri; Mugiliformes; Mugilidae. Gene Ontology annotation, biological process: regulation of GTPase activity. The record is from RefSeq and is a predicted model, not a curated record. The coding region runs from base 1091 to 5020 and encodes 1309 amino acids. The transcript is spliced from 21 exons.
CCCUCCAGGGAGAGCCGUCUCCAUUUACCGAGCACCUUUUUUUUUGCCUCCUCUCUCCGCGCACUGCCGUUAAAUCCCAAUCAGGUGUAACGGGCUGAGAGCGCAAAAGGACGCCGAGUCAAUUUGGCACCGGAUCGGCAUACAUUUCUGGAUUAUGGGGACGUCGUUAUGCCACGCAGGGUGAACUACAGACGCUGCCCAACGCCGAAGGAGAGGAGUGAGAAAAGAGGAGCAAAAAUGUGCAUGAACCAGAAUUUAUUCAAAUGCGGCUGCACAUCCUUUGGAAUCCGCCUGUAAAGACCACAGGGUAUUUAUUUUGGUGAUUUUUUUUUCGGCUUUAGUCUGCGCGCAACGUGCAGCAGGGUUGUCUGCUGCACAGAGUUUGCAUAGCCCGCAGGCAUCACCUUAGAAAUCAUUUCAGUAUCAGCAUUAUUAAUGUGCAGCGGGCUGUAGUUGUCGCCAUUCAGACCCCGCGUUGUGUCGCUCAUCUCCGUGAAAUGCUUUAAAUGUAAAUUCAGGUGACUGACGGUGAACUAAUUGGCUCCGUGGCUCCGUGGAUCGUUACACCAAAUGCGCUAAGAGGAGUUCGUGUUUUCCCCCAGAUUGAACCGCGGCGCAGGGGCUGUUUGAAGUCACAUGCGCCCAGAACAAAUAAUUAAGAUGACAAAAACCACCGUCCCCAGGAGAGAUUCUCUUUAUUACCGAGGAAGCCGCAUUGGGAUCACAUCACAGUUCCUGGGUUGCAAUAGAGUUGGAGGACAGGGAGCGGAGGAAGAAGACAGGGAGGAGAAGCAGGGGAGAGCCGCUGAGCCGCACAACAGAGCCGCUGCCGACAGGCGAGAUUUGGCUUCAGUGAUGGACUGAGCAGAAGGUGAAGGGAUCCCUGUGACAGCCAGCUACACGUUUUCCUCGGAAGCCUUCACCCUCUACGCUGGGCAUGCAUGGACACGUUGCAGAAUAGCAAGUAAACCUGGAACCUCAGCCCCCCCUUCCCAAGUGCCCUGGAAACCCACCGGAUCCAGUCUGCAUCCACAGAUGUAACUAAGCUGUCAAGAUUUCUUCACCAGGAAGUCCUGUGAUAUUUGGCUGCAUGGACACAUCUUCAAAGACGUGGCUGCCGCAUCAGAGUCAGUUUGGGUUGGUUGGUCAAGCGGAGGUUUGCUGUGGCGGACCUGGAGUUUUAACCCCAAACCAAUCACGCAGGGCAAGUUUUGCCUCUGUAAGACAGUCAAGCAUGGAAACUCCUCCCAAUGCGACCCCACAGCCCUUCAGACAGCCGAGUUUUCUCAAUCGAAGGUUGAAGGGUUCCAUCAAGAGGGCGAAAAGUCAGCCCAAACUUGACCGGACCAGCAGCUUCAGACAAAUGAUUUUGCCCCGGUUUCGUAGCGCUGACCAGGAGAGGACGCGCUUGAUGCAGAGCUUCAAAGAAUCCCACUCCCACGAGUCCCUACUUUCUCCUAGCAGUGCUGCGGAGGCUUUGGACCUAGUUUUGGAUGAAGACGCCAUAAUCAAACCUGUCCACUCUAGCAUUUUAGGACAAGAGUACUGCUUUGAGGUAACCACCAAUUCAGGGACAAAAUGUUUUGCCUGCCGUUCGGCGUCAGAAAGAGACAAAUGGAUUGAAAAUCUGCAACGAGCCGUCAAACCCAACAAGAACUCCGCGUUUCACUUUCAGGAUAACAGCAGACGGGUGGAAAAUGUGCUCAAGUUGUGGAUCAUCGAGGCCCGAGACCUUCCCGCUAAGAAACGCUACUAUUGUGAGCUGUGUCUGGAUGACAUGCUGUACGCGCGCACCACCAGCAAACCGCGGACCGACACCGUCUUCUGGGGCGAGCACUUUGAAUUUAACAAUCUGCCUACCAUUCGUAGCCUUCGCUUGCACCUCUACAAGGAAACGGACAAAAAAAGACGCAAGGAAAAAAGCACAUACCUUGGCCUUGUCAGCAUCCCCAUAUCCAGCAUCACGGGCCGGCAGUUCGUGGAGCAGUGGUACCCGGUCAUACAGUCCAGCGUCCUGUCCAAAAGCGGCGGCGUUGGAAGCACCAAAGUGAUCAACGCCUCGCUGCGCGUCAAGUCCCGCUACCAGACGAUGAACAUCCUCCCGAUGGAGCUGUACAAGGAGUUUGCCGAGUACAUCACCAACAACUACCGAACACUGUGUGCAGUGCUGGAGCCGCUGCUGAGUGUGAAAAGCAAAGAGGAGGUGGCGUUUGCUCUGGUGCACAUCCUUCAAAGCACGGGGAAGACAAAGGAGUUUCUGUCAGACAUGGCGAUGUGUGAGGUGGAUCGAUUCAUGGACCGGGAGCACUUGAUCUUUCGGGAGAACACGCUCGCUACUAAGGCUGUGGAAGAGUACCUCAAAUUGAUAGGUCACAGAUACCUCAAGGAUGCAAUAGGCGACUUUAUCCGAGCCUUAUAUGAGUCUGAGGAGAAUUGUGAGGUGGACCCGAUGCGCGUCCCCCCGUCAGUCCUCGCUGACCAUCAAGCCAACCUUCGCAUGUGCUGCGAGCUCUUACUCUGCAAGAUUAUCAACUCUCUCUGCAUAUUCCCCCGGGAGCUAAAGGAAGUCUUCGCCUCGUGGAGAGCCAGGUGUGCCGAGCGCGGGAGAGAGGAUCUCGCCGACAGCCUCAUCAGCUCCUCGCUGUUCCUUCGCUUCAUGUGCCCGGCCAUCAUGUCGCCCUCCCUGUUCAACCUGAUGCAGGAGUACCCCGCCGAACGCACGUCCCGCACUCUCACACUCAUAGCCAAGGUGAUGCAGAACCUGGCCAGCUUCAGCAAGUUUGGACCCAAGGAGGAGUACAUGUAUUUCAUGAAUGAGUUCCUGGAAAUGGAGUGGGGCUCCAUGCAGCAGUUUCUCUACGAGAUUUCCAACAUGGACGCCGGAGGAAACGCCGGAGGGUUCGAGGGCUACAUCGACCUGGGCCGAGAGCUGUCCAUGCUCCACAGCUUACUGUGGGAAGUCAUGGGCCAGCUGAGCAAGGAUGCCAUUCUCAAACUGGGACCUCUUCCGCGGCUGCUGAAUGACAUCAGCGUGGCCCUGAGGAACCCGCAGCUUCACAUGCCGACAAAUCACCAGCCGGACCGCCCCAAGGACAGACUCUUCUCCCGCCCGUCGUUCAAUCGUCUCAUGUCCUCAGACUUCCAAAGCCUUAUGAUGCGCGACCUAAACAGUUCGAUAGACAUCUCCCGCCUACCGUCCCCCACCACUGGAGUGUCAGCCGUUGAAUCCCUCUCAUCUAAUCUGAACAUGAGGCGCCACGCGGAACGAGACCUCCGCUCGUCGAGGGAAGUGUUCUACGUCACCCGCCCUCCCCUGGCCCGAUCCAGUCCUGCAUACUGCACAAGCAGCUCGGACAUCACCGAACCCGAUCCAAAGGUCCACAGUGUAAACAAAAGCGUGUCCAUGAUGGACCUUCAGGACUCUCGCAUGAACAGCAUUUCCAACCUGAACUCUGUGGGAGACAUGCUCACCUCCUCUCAGGCCUCCAUCGCAGGUCUCGGCCACAGCUUUGGGAACCUCGGCGGCCCCCUUCGCAUGGGUGGGCAUAUGCCGACGGGUUCGGCGGGCUCCGGGCUAAGACUGAGCCAGAUGGGCCACGUGGGGGGGCCCACCGAAUCCAUCUCCCAGCAACAGCAGCAGGCGGCAGCGGCCAUGCACUUCCCCCUGUCUUUCCAGAACCCGCUAUUCCAUCUGGCCGCUCAGAACUCCCCAGCUCAGUCCCAGCAGCCCCCUCCUCCUCUCCUCCUCGCCCCCGAGCCUGAGAAUGGCCACCACGACUAUCCGCCCGCCUUUGGCAACAGCGCCUUCUCCCGUAGCGAGGACUUGUCCGCCCUGCGGUCGCAGAGCAGCCUGGUGCAGCCCAGCAUUGUCCACUCACACAGCUACAGUGAUGAUUUCACCCGGCAGAAUCAGAGCAAUGACUACGCCUGGCACCAGCUGUCCCUGCAGGUGCAGGAGUCUCUCCAGCAGCAGCACCUGAUGGGUGUCGCAUCCCAGACGCCCACCGGCACCGGUACUCCCGCCUCUUUGGCCACACCUCCAACCACAGUCCAUCCUGUCCGCCAGUCGUCCAUGGCCGCGCCACAGCACCUCAAGUCCCAGCGCUCCAUCAACACUCCGGCCACUGCCACUCCUCCGAAGGUCCGUCCGCAGAGCAGGAACCUCCUCCUCGACUCCUCUGAAGGAAACUUCAGCGGCAGUCAGCCGAAAUCACGCCUGUCUCAGCAGCCAUCUCAACAGCAGCAGCAGCAUCAGCAGCAGCAGCAGCAGCAGCAUCAUCAUCAGACGCAGCAGCAGCAGCAGCAGCAGCAGCAGCAGCAGCAGCAGCAGCACCAACAGGACUCACAGCUGCCGGUGACAGACAGUCCAGCUCCUGGCCUCCCGUACCAGACGAGCUCCACCAAAGAGAACCAGGGCCAGACAGCAGCUGCAGAGGAGUCAACAGACACACCCACGAAAAGCACCAAGAAGCCUCAGCAGUCACAACUGCAGCCGCCGCAGCAGCAUCUGCUCAAGCCAGUUGUCAAUAAACAGGGUUCCCAGUCAAACUUGAACACCUCGGGCCUGAAUGAGCGCACGGUCGCCUGGGUGUCCAACAUGCCACAUCUGUCAGCUGACAUCGAGAGCCUGCGGCCGGACCGUGAGGGCCAACUGAAAGAGUACUCCAAGAGUAUGGAUGAGUCACGACUAGAGAGGGUAAGAGAAUACGAAGAAGAAAUUCAUUCCCUGAAGGAGCGGCUCAAGAUGUCCCACCGCAAACUUGAAGAAUACGAGCAGAGACUCCUGUCGCAGGAGCAUCAGACAAACAAGAUCCUGCAGCAGUAUCAGAACCGUCUGGAAGACAGCGAGCGCCGCCUCAAGCAGCAGCAACUGGAGAAGGACUCUCAAAUCAAAGGCAUCAUCCACAGACUCAUGGCUGUGGAAGAUGAGCUGAGAGGGGGUGCCAUUCCUGAUAUUAAGCCUCGAAUCCUCACAGACCAGUCUAUCAGCCAGGGGUACGGUGGCCACCCAGGAUCCUGACUGCCAGUUCCCAGGUGACCAGAGUUCAUGAUGGUCACUCGAGUGUGAGAAGACUUAAGAUGCUCCUACACAAAAAAAAAGAAACACACACAAACUAAACUAAAAACAUUGAGACAAAAAGACAAAAGCUCUGCAGUGGAUCCAGCAGGACUACCAGAGGCAUCAUCUCACAACAUUCUUACAAAAAAAAACUUUGCACAUAUUCAAACUAAGCCUGUACCAGAACCUGACAAUCAGUCUAGAGUGAGGACCAGUGUGUGCAGCCAAAUCUACUGCUCAUGUUGACUGAAAUAUAAGCCAGUGCUACAACUAAUGGCAAUACUGUAACCAAUGAGAUUCUUGAUUUAAUUAGAACAAAUAAGAAGAGGAGGAGUGUAAAACUCUCUGGGAUGAAGAUGGAUUCGUGAUUUUCCCGGCUACAAGCAGCCUGGUUGCAUCUCACUUAUAAGUGGCCACAGACGACAUGUAAAAAAAAAAAUUAAAUUUUGAUGAAAAGCACAACAUCUCAUCAUGGCGACAAGCAACAAGUGCGCUGUUAAAGCCGUCUACGGUCCUCAGAUGUAGGGCCCAAGCAAGUUUACUAUUUGGUUCUCAUGAAAUCAUUUAACAUAAUCAAUCAAUGGUUUUUGUGACAACUUUUGCAUCUUUUAUAAAAAAUGGAAAAAAAAAAAGCCUUCCCAUCUGAAAAGAUGCCAAACGAGUCCUACAAUCAGUUUAUAACUGCUUCAAGUACAAUCCCAAUCUUCUCGUUGGUUUCCCUUUUCCUUCGGCACACAGUGUAAAAGCCUCGACUUUCAGUGUACAGAAGUAUUUCUUAAAACUACUAAACAUUUUUAAUUAUGGACAUAAUAAUCAGAUGUGUUUCGUUCACUUUGUAAUAAUAUUAAUAAUGAUCAUAAUUAUCAUGAUAAAGUAUAUAGAACAUUUCAAGAUGGCGAUACAAAGUGCUGCACUAAAAAAAACUGACAUGUAACCUCAAGUCAUGAAAGAUAAUUGUGUGUAAAAGACUCUUUUUCAAAGAGUGCUAUGAUUUUUUUGUUGCAUUAUGGGAAUUAGAGCAUUCACCGGUUUUGAUUUUUGAGUUGUAGUUAAGGGGGAAUUGCAGAUCUAAAUUGCAGGAGUGCACUUAAAAAAAAAAAUCCAUUUAGAUUUCAUGUUUUAUAAAUUUCUUUCAACUUCUCAGACAUGGCUCAGCAACUUUAUAGUUUCUCAAAUCAAUGCUCGUCUGUGUGCCCUUUUACGGUUGGUUAACCUGAAAUAAAUUAAUUAAUUAAGAUCACCCGAGGCCCCUGGCAUCUCAGCCAUUCACGUUUUGCAUUUUCAUCACUUAUCUCUUCAGGCUUUUGGGGAAAAAAAACACAAAACAAAACAUGUUAACGUUUCAGCGUGGCACUUUGUAACACCGGUUUGAAAAAAAAAGGCGCUUUAUGCAUCAAUUUUAAAUUAUACACGAGACGUGCACCUGGAAGCAAAUCAUAUUAUAGCAAGUAGUGAAAACUCAUCUGUUGUUUUGAAUGUUUCUGAAGCAUAGAUGUGCAACAGUUCUGCAUGUGCUUUUUAAACGCAAGGAGCAGUAAGUCAGUUCGCUGUCAGAUGUUAAUCUAAUGUACAAAAAAAAAAAACGUAAAAAAAAUAAAUAAAUUGACACAGCUUUCAUAUCAGAGGGCAUCUUUUUUAAUCCAGCCUGCUGACUCUUCCAGGUUUCUAGAUUAUUAUUAUUAUUAUUAUUUUUUUUUUUUUUUCCCAGAAGAGAGUGGCAUUCAGCCUUUUGCAUUAUACAAUAUGGGAAAAUAGAGAGAAAUUGCAGACUGACAAAAAGCGUUGAGGAAGCGGAAACAACUGAACAAUAAGAAGUAUAAAAGCAGGGAUAUGUAGUAUAUGUGCAUAGGAUUUGACUGCCUUACAGUCUGCCACAGGGCCUAAAAUAACAAUGCCAGUACAGAAAAAAAAAAAAAAAAAAAAAUGUAAAUUUUGUAUAUAAAAUGUCUUCUUUUUUUUGUAGUCAGGUGAUGAAUUAAUAAGCGGUGUGUUGGUUAACUCUGUAUGUUAGUCAGAAUCAUUCACAUUACAGAUUUCAUGGUUGAUAUAAUUUAUCUUAACCUCUUGCCUUUAAAAAGACAUUUUCUUUCGAGAUAAAUAUCAAUGAUACACAGUUAAAUGUUUAUGUUACCAGAAAUGUAUAAAAUAGCUUCAUGUAUAUCUAUUCUUAUAUGUAAAAUGUAUUCAAAUCAAGGGUAGGCCUUCAGGCAUGCUGAAGUUGUGGUAAAAUAAACUAAAAACUUAUAUUAUUGAAACUCUUAAUGCUGCAAUCCAGAAACUACAGUGCUAUUUGUGUGGCCGCGUCCGCGGGACGAGAGCUGAAGCAACAUUUCUGUUCAAGACGCCAUCAACGCGACGGAUUCUUCCAAAACGUUCGCCUUUGCUGUGUCGCCGAAAUAGCAGUGGUGCUUUCAACAGUGCUGGAUUGCAGUUUUAAGCUUCUUUUGAAAUAUGCGUUUAUUUAUUUGGCCUGCGUUGCAAUACAGUAUUUUGAAAUGUUAGACUGCACUUCUGUUUUCAACUUUACGGGAACACAUAAUCUCUUUUAAAGACAUAAAUAUUAUAGUAUAUACCCAUGUAUUAUUGAAACUUUCUAUUAGCUGCAGGGGUACGGUGUGCUACCUCUGAAAUCACGCCAUCGUUACACGAAUGCACCAUUCUCUGUUGGAAUUAAGGAUCCUUAUCUGCUUUAUACCACGACCUGAGAGGAUGCUUUCUUCCAUUUGGCUACAAUUGUUUAUUUCAGAGACUAUAUACGAUACUAAAACUUAUUUAUAAAAGUUAUAGAAGUUAUACCUUUGCUUCUAACCUGGAUGGAAAAAAAAUAUGUUUUGGUUUGCUUGUUUAUUGCUAUUUUUAGAUUUUCUGUACACAACUUUUGUCAUCACGGGGCCAUUUCUAAAGUUCGACGUGUUUACUAUUGUAUUUAAGUGCCGUUACCAUUAAAGUCAUACAGAUCUCCUUUUAAUUAUGGGAUGAGAUUGGUUGUGUUCCAGGUAUUAGUCAGACUCUCAGGUGUUAAAAGGAACACAGAGAUAACUUUUAAUAUAUUUUAAAUCCAGAUGCACAUAAAACGGAAUCACAGAUAUUUGUGGAGAGAGAAUUAAAGUUAAAUAUAGUUCAAAGAGCACAUGUGCUGAAGUAACUUCUUUUAUUUUGCCCUUGUCUCUUAUUAUACGUCACAUAAGGGUUUCGAUUCUUGGUCCCAGUGAAAAAAUGUAACAAAUGCCCUGCAUUAGUGAAUGUUGAUGGUGAAUAUUAUAUGAGAUGCUAUUGAAGAAGUGCUUUAUGUUUGCAGCAUUUUACAGUGUACGAAGGGGGGUCAACCGCUGCUUUGCCACAGCCAGAGCAGGAACUAAUAAAUCUUGUAUUUUUUUGAAUGAGGGCGUUUAACAUUAAUCGACACAUUUACGUUUCUAAAGCAGAUGUAUAGCGUUUUGGGAUGAAACUAAAUAUUUUUCUCGGCAGCUAUUAUUCUGCACAAUUGACCUACUGUGUCACAAAUAUAUACAUAUACAUAUAUAUAUAUAAAUAUAUAUAAAUAGUUGGUUGGGGUUUCUGACUUGAAUUAGGCCUACUGGAUGUAACUCCUUAAUUUACUUGACAUUUCUUUUGAAAUAAGCCAUGCCCCAUUGAUAAGCCAUACCCUCCAGUCCCCUGAUGUUGUAUGGUGGAUGUUUAAUGUUGGUAGUUUUAUUUAUAAUGGUAGUUAUUGUAGGUAUGAUUGCGCUUGUAAUUAUUAUUAUUAUCAUUAUUAUUAUUAUUAUUAUUAUUAGUGUAAGUAUACUUGAUUGAUAUGAUUUGGUUUUGUUUUGAACAAAGGGAAUGUAUUCAUUUUUCAGGUGAUUUUUUUCCCGAGUGAUUUAAAUAAAUUAAUAAAUCCCUAA